Messenger RNA from Venturia canescens, 1020 nucleotides. Its product is annotated as transducin beta-like protein 2. Gene Ontology annotation, cellular component: endoplasmic reticulum. Gene Ontology annotation, molecular function: protein binding. NCBI's taxonomy places the organism in Eukaryota, Metazoa, Arthropoda, Insecta, Hymenoptera, Ichneumonidae. The record is from RefSeq and is a predicted model, not a curated record. The transcript is spliced from 5 exons. The coding region runs from base 1 to 1020 and encodes 339 amino acids. Gene Ontology annotation, biological process: endoplasmic reticulum unfolded protein response.
AUGAAUCGUAGUGUUCAAAUAUGGUGCACGAAAGAUCUCGCUUGCAAAGAACGGAAAUCUGUCCGAAUAAAUCUCGGAUACGAUCACGCUACUCACGUGCGCUGGUCACCCGAUGGCAAAGCUUUCAUCGUCCACAACGCAACUGCGAAUUCCAUGGAUGUGUGGAAACUUACAAAGAGUACGAAGAAGGGUGACUUUGCGUUCAAAUCAGCAACAAAAGUGCUGGAGUUUUCCAAGAAACACGAGGAAGACAUCGUCGGAAUGGAUAUCGCUUGUAACGGACGUUUCAUAAUAACUUGUAGCAAAGUAAACGACUUGAUUGUAUGGGAUUUGAAAGGCGAACAACUGGCAAUAAUCGACACUUACUUGGGGUCAACACACAGAGCAAGAAUUUCACCGUGCGGUCGCUUCGUCGCUGCGUCGGGAUUUACUCCUGACGUUAAGGUGUGGGAAGUCGUAUUUACGAAAACUGGCGAGUUUAAACACGUUACAAAGGCUUUCGAUCUGGCUGGACACUCUUCGGGAAUUUACGAUUUCAACUUUUGCGCUGACACCAGCCAUAUGGCCUCGGUUUCUAAGGAUGGAACUUAUCGCUUCUACGACACCAAAAUUGAAUUCGAGAAGGGCGAAGAUCCUCGUUUACUCGUCAAAGGAACGUGGGACGUAACUACACCAGCGAGUAUCGCCGUUUCUCCAAACGGAGAAGUUGUCGUUAUUGCUCAUGGUUCCUCACUUACGUUUUAUUCCACUGUCACCGGAACUUUGGACACGACGAUAGAAGAUAUUUUCAAUGGUCCGAUAACGUGCCUAGCAUUUGACGCGGCCGGAAAUUUUGUUCUCGUUGCCGGGGACAAGCACAUAAAAAUAUUCCAUAACGUGACCGGGUAUCGGGCAGCAAUAGAUUCAGCGAAUCGAAAAUUGGAGCAUCGUCAGACUUCCGCAACGAAGGAACGCCUCGAAGAAACGAUCGCCAAAUGCAAAACUUUCCUUGCAGAAAUCGGCGAACCAUUGUCCAAAUAA